AAAUUUGACUAAUUCUAGUAGGAAAUAAUAAUAUGAAUAAGUUUACAAAAUAAGAAUAAUAAUAUGAAUAUCAUAGACAUAUGAAAAUAUUACAAAUGAUGAAAAUUCAGGUUUACAUUUUUAUGCUUCCUAAUACUAUAUAUUUAAAAAUAAAUUUGUUUUUUUUGUUCUAGUAUUUUGAAAAUAUUUUAAUGUAAAUCAAAAGAUAUUUAAUAACAUAAAUCAUAUACAUGGAAAUAUGAAGGUGAGUGUGGAAAUUUCUUUAAAAAAAAAAAAUUUGGCAUCCGGAAAUUUCUAAUUGAUAUAGGAAAUAAAAAUAUUAAAUUGCACUGAUUUUUUUAAAACCUUUCAAAAAUAGCUUUGCAUUUUUAACAUAUUUAGUAUAAACUAAUUUGUUUUAGUAACAAUGUAAAGCUUACCAACAAUUCUUUUGAUUCUUUCGAAAUAGUAAAAUUAUCAUUCUGUAUAGAAUGAAAUCAUCUUUGGUUAGUAGCAUGAACUAAUAAAUAAAAGUUCAUAGAAAAUAAACUCUCCAUACAAAAAAGAAAGACAAUGAAAUUAAACAAAAGGCCAUAAAAACUGUUGAUUUCCUUAUUUUAAGAAAUCGUUUAAAAAAAGUUCUAUCCGAAAAGUAGCCUCCCUCACGCACCUUCAAAGGGGACGACGACUAGAAGGUAGAAGGAGUCAAAGCAGAGAAAUAACUACCAAAUGGCAAAAGAAGUUUCUGUAGACUUUAUAAAUAUAAUCAAACAUCUCUGAGAAUAAUUCUUGAAUCGUUUUCUAAAACGCGACAUUCUUUCUCCUCUCUCUAUCUCUGCGACUUUUCAGGAAAGAGAGAUUUUGGAAACCAGACGACGAGGCUGAAUACGAAGAAUCUCGAUGAUGAUGAUGAUGAUGAUCUUGUCCUCCUGCUAGCUUUGAUAAAUCCUCUGUUUUGUUCCUCUGUUUUGUUCUAAUCCUCUGUUUUGGUCCUCUGUUUUUAUUUCAUCAUUCUUUGCUCGUAAGUCGUUACGAUCUCUCUUUCGUCUUUUUAUUUCGCAAAUUUCGAUAAAUCUCAUUGAUUUCACCAAACCCUUGUCUCCAAAUCUCAUUAUUUCAAUUUUCAUUUCCCAAAAAAAAAAAAAAAAUCUCUUCUUUUAAAAAAACUCUGUUUUAACGAUCAUCAUGGGCUGUGCGAGCUCGAAGCACCACCGCAAGAAAUGCAUCCAUUGCCGGAGAGGAUAUUCUCCGGUAGACAUUCAGCGAAGCAAAUCUGUGCGCCACCCAUCGCAACGCUCCGACGAUAGCCCCCACAUGGUCCCUCUCAGCUCCUCCAGCUUCGGAUCUCUCAAGCUCUGCGACUACUCUUUCGGACAAAACCACAAAGACUUGCUAGACUUCAGCGGGAAGCUUGUCGCCGACGGAACAGGAGAUGGGUUUGGUCCUAAGGAAGUCAGAGCGAGGCCCGACAAGGAGAGGUCGAGUUUGGAAAUGCAGGCUAAGCUCAUGGAAGCUAAAGUAUGGUCAAGUAUGAUGAGCGAGAAGAUCCCCAAGAUUGUGCCUAAAACUCCUAUCUUGACGCCUCCGGGAGAGCCGGAGACGAUCAAUACUUGGGAGAUGAUGGACGGGCUUGAAGAUGGUCUUCGUUCACCAAACCACGUUAGCAGCUUCUCCUUUGAAGUUGCUCGUGGUGGUGAUUGUGAACGUACCAAGUCGAAUUGUGAUCUAAAGCCAUUGUGGCUUCAGAUGGAGGAAGAAGGGCUCGACGAUUUCGAUCCAGAGAUCAUUUCUUCGUUCAGGAAGUCUCUCCAAGAACUCCCUUCUAAUCAUCCUUUCCAUAUCUCGGUUCAUGAUUUGAAACUAAACCCACAGUUUGAGUUCUCUGAUGAAGAAGAAGAGGAGGAGAAAGCUGUUGGUAAAGACAAGGUGAUACUCUACUUCACAAGCCUUAGAGGUAUAAGGAAGACAUAUGAAGAAAGCUGUGAUGUUAAAGUUAUACUGAAAGGCCUUGGGAUUAGAGUGGAUGAGCGAGAUGUAUCGAUGCAUUCGGGUUUUAAAGAUGAGCUGAAGGAGCUGCUAGGUGCUAAAUUUAGCAAUGGUGUUGGGAUCACAUUGCCUAGAGUUUUCUUGGGGAGGAAGUAUCUCGGAGGAGCUGAGGAGAUUAGGAAGUUGAAUGAAGAUGGGAAGCUUGAGAAGCUUCUACAAGGAUGCGAGAGGGUGGAAGAAAACAGAGAUGGUAAUGGGAUAGAAUGUGAGGCUUGUGGAGAUGUAAGGUUUUUGCCAUGUGAGACGUGUUCAGGGAGUUGUAAAGUGUACUAUGAAGAUGAAGAUGAAGAAGAUGAUGAAGAUGAUGGUGGGAGUGUGAAAGAAGGAAGAGAGUAUGGGUUUCAAACAUGUCCUGAUUGUAAUGAGAAUGGACUCAUUAGAUGUCCUCUUUGUUGUGUUUGAACAUACACAAAAAGGUAAAACAUUAGUCUUGUUUUUGUUUGUUUUACUACAUUGGAGUUUUGAGUCGCUUGUGGGUUUUCUUGCCUCUACAGAUUUUGUUGUACAUAAAGAGGUUUUUAUUGUGAAAAAAAGAAGAAAAGAGUUAUAUUUCAAGUGUAAAUUGUUGUUUAUUCUGUUGACCAAAAAAAAUUGCUGUUUAUUCUUUGAAAUUUCAU
Brassica napus (rape) is the source of this 2642-nucleotide messenger RNA. RefSeq lists its product as uncharacterized. Lineage: Eukaryota; Viridiplantae; Streptophyta; Magnoliopsida; Brassicales; Brassicaceae. The coding region runs from base 1165 to 2427 and encodes 420 amino acids. The record is from RefSeq and is a predicted model, not a curated record. The transcript has a single exon.